UCAGCAAUUUGAUGCACUCUUUUAAUAGGCGUGAAAGGUUUCCUUUGGGACAAGGAAAUGGCAGCAUGGCAUUUCCUCAAACAGUUAACAUGCAUAGUCGGUGCUCAUUCUCCCACCCUUUCCCGCCGCCUCAUACACUACUCAUCCGUCGUUCCCUUUCUCUCCAUCCAUCACAAAAAUGUUAGGUACCAAUGGCUUCCCCAUUUCCGUGUCAAUUUUCGUUCCGCAGUUACGAAUGCGAAGUUUUCCGCAGCUUCUUCUUCCCCAACUAUAUGGGACACGUCGUUGACUCCACCGGCUCCUUAUACUUCCGUUCUGAUUCACUGCCCCAAAGACAGUGCAGAUAUGCUUUCUGAAGCCCUCUUAAGCUUUGGUGCAAGUUCGGUUAGCAUGGAUCAAGAUGAUGUAUCUCAAAGUACGGAUGAGAUUUGCAUUAGUUCAAUAUUUCCUGAAGUUGAGGAUAUAAAUAUCAGCAUUUUACAUGCAGCUGAUUCUAUUGGCUUGAAGGAGAUACCUAGAUAUGAAGUUAAAAUUUAUGAGGAGGAUGACUGGAUGAAGAGAUCUCAGGAAUCACUUCAUCCAGUUCAAAUUACUGAAUGGCUAUGGGUGGUGCCUCAGUGGUGUACUCCACCAGAUAUUCAAGCAACAAAUAUAAUUGUCAACCCUGGACUAGCCUUUGGAACAGGGGAACACGCCACUACCAAACUCUGUCUAUUACUCUUACACGGUUGUAUUAAAGGAGGGGAGCACAUUCUGGACUAUGGUACGGGAACUGGAAUUCUUGCUAUUGCAGCUCUUAAGUUUGGAGCUGCCUUCGCUGUUGGAGUUGAUGUAGAUUCAGAAGCAAUUGCAUCAGCGUCUCAAAACGCUUCUCUGAACAACAUCAGACCAGACAAAAUGCAACUGCACCUGAUUACUAACAAAACCUCUUCAUCUUGCAAAGAUGACUCGACAUUUGGAGUUAUGGAGAGGGAAAAUACUUACGAGAUACAAACUUACUGUGCUAAGUUUGAUGUGGUUAUUGCAAAUAUACUCUUAAAUCCUUUAAUGGAUCUUGCCGAUCAAAUUACCUCUUAUGCGAAGCCUGGAGCCGUUGUUGGUCUCUCGGGUGUCUUAUCUGAGCAGGUUCAGUACAUCAUAGAAAGAUAUUCGCCAUUCUUAGAAGACAUAAAAGUGUCCAAAAUGGAUGACUGGGCCUGCGUAAGUGGUAGGAAAAGAAUAUAUAUGAAUGUGAGAUGACUCAUUAAGUGAACAAUUAGGAGGUUUAGUAGUUCCCAGGCAAUCCCUUGUGCAGCUUAAUGUCACUGUGUAAAAGUUAUCAUUGUCAUAUUUGGUUGUUGUAAUUCACUUGCCAAGCAGAAAAUUAUAGUGAAGAGGCACUCCAAAGCAUUAUUCCCUGCCCUAA
Molecule: messenger RNA, 1405 nt
Organism: Vigna umbellata (rice bean)
Lineage: Eukaryota; Viridiplantae; Streptophyta; Magnoliopsida; Fabales; Fabaceae
Product: ribosomal protein L11 methyltransferase-like protein
Biological process (GO): peptidyl-lysine trimethylation
Cellular component (GO): mitochondrion
Molecular function (GO): protein-lysine N-methyltransferase activity
Source: RefSeq, a predicted model, not a curated record